AUGAAUGAAUGUUUUGUGCUUAACCGGCAAAGCGUUUAUGAUGAGUGCGAGGAUUCUGAAGGGUUGCGUGGCUACAAUAAUGCUGAAAAUGAGCUCAUGUGUUUCUGCAAGGAUGGCAGCGGACAAAGCAAUGGCUGCUCAGUCUGUCCCCCCUCCAGCUGUGCCGACGGUUUGCAAAUCAGAUACCCUUUCUGGCUAUCAGAUUCACAUGGUUCCCCUCCUAACCACUACUGUGGUUAUGAGGAAUUUGGGCUCAUCUGCUCUCAUCAAGGUGGCUACCCCAUCUGGUCUCCACCACCUGGGUUACGUUAUCGUGUCGCGCACGUAGACUAUGAUAAUCAUACCAUUCACCUUAUUGACGUUGACACUUUCAACCGAACAUGUCCAAGGGCACUUCACAAGGUUCCCCUGGGAAAUUUGCCCCUUUCUCAUUCCCCUUUGAAUUUGAACCUUAGCUUUCACUACAAUUGCAAUUCUCACCCAUCUAAUGCGUCGCCCAUAAGGUGUUUGACGUCUGGUGUGAAGCAGUCCUUUGUGUUUGUGAUGGGGAACGAGAGUAAUGAGGGUUUUGAUUGGUCCAAGACUUGUGAAGAGAGUGUUGUGGUGCCAGUGAUGAAGGAUCGGGUUACAAGUAAAGGGUUGAUGAAUGAGUAUAAAGAGGCUAUGAACGAAGGGUUUCUUCUUAAUUGGCAGACUGCCCAGAGUUGUGAAGAGUGUGAAGCUUCUGACGGGAUUUGUGGCUACAUUGAUACCAGAAAAGAGUCGUUGUGCUUCUGCAAGGAUGGCAACGUGCAAAGCAAUAGCUGCUCAGGUUUAAUAGCUGCAGGAGUGGGAGCUCUGCUGAUAUGCAUCAUUUUCUUCUUCUCAAGACGAAAAAUAUCAGUAAUGAUCGCAGUAUAUUUUCAGAAGAUGAAAAAGAACGAUGAAGCCAUUGAGUCCUUCAUCAGAAAUAAUGGGCCUCUAACUAUAACAAGGUACACAUUUUCAGAAAUCAAGAAAAUGACCAACUCUUUUGAAGUCAAAUUGGGAGAAGGAGGUUAUGGCACUGUAUUCAAAGGAAGCACACUACACAGCUGUCCUGUGGCUGUGAAGGUGUUGAAUGCAUCCAAAGGGAACGGUGAAGAGUUUAUCAAUGAGGUUGUGAGCAUUAGUAGGACUUCACAUGUAAAUAUUGUCACCCUCCUUGGUUUUUGUGUUGAAGGCAGCAAAAAAGCACUUGUAUACGAACUUCUGCCCAAUGGUUCACUUGAGAAGUUCAUAUGCAAGAGGGAUUUAGAGCCAAAUGAUCCACCCUUGAGCUGGGAAAAAUUACUUCAAAUUGCAGAAGGGAUAGCCAAAGGACUCGAGUAUUUGCAUAGGGGUUGCAACACUCGAAUCUUGCAUUUUGAUAUAAAACCUAACAAUAUCCUUUUGGAUAAAAACUUGUGUCCAAAGAUCUCAGAUUUUGGGCUGGCUAAACUCUGUUCUAAAACACGUAGUAUUGUCUCAAUGCUUGAUGCAAGAGGAACUGCCGGGUAUAUUGCACCAGAAGUAUGGAAUAGAAACUUUGGAGGAGUCUCUCAUAAGUCAGAUGUGUAUAGUUAUGGAAUGUUGAUUUUGGAAAUGGUUGGAGGAAGACAAAAUAUCAACAGAGACAUAAAUGAUUCAAGUGAUGCAUGUUUUCCUUAUUUGGUAUACAAGCAAAUUGAGAUGGACAAGAAUAUAACAGAACAUGAUGGCAUGACCAGAGAGGAAAGUGAAAUUGCAAAGAAGAUGGUCAUGGUGGGAUUAUGGUGCGUCCAGACAAUGCCAUCAGAAAGGCCUCCCAUGAAUAGAGUGAUUGAGAUGUUGGAAGGGAGCUUGGAUCAGCUCUCAACGCCACCAAAGCCUUUCAUGUUUGCCCCUAUAAUUCCAGCAACCGGAGAGGGAAAUUGCGCUACAAAUGGUGUUCUUUCCUUUUCGGUGGAUUAUCAAUGGGGUAGAUAG
Messenger RNA from Neltuma alba, 1965 nucleotides. RefSeq names its product LEAF RUST 10 DISEASE-RESISTANCE LOCUS RECEPTOR-LIKE PROTEIN KINASE-like 2.1. Gene Ontology annotation, molecular function: ATP binding; polysaccharide binding; protein kinase activity. Gene Ontology annotation, biological process: protein phosphorylation. The transcript is spliced from 3 exons. The coding region runs from base 1 to 1965 and encodes 654 amino acids. The record is from RefSeq and is a predicted model, not a curated record. Lineage: Eukaryota; Viridiplantae; Streptophyta; Magnoliopsida; Fabales; Fabaceae.